UGACGUGUUCUGUUUACCUCAGGGUCACCUGUUCGUCAUUUUAUAAUCUAGGUCGUUAUGAAAGCCACAGCUGCCAGUUGAACAGAGACGUGAAUGUCGUCAAAGUCCCAUGUGAAAGAUACUGGUCCUUAGAGUCAUGUCUCUGUCCAAGAUCCUAACGGAAGAUUUCUUAACGUGCAGCAUAUGCCUUGGAAAGUUCAAAAACCCCAAGGUCCUCGGCUGUACACAUACGUUUUGCCAGCAUUGCCUCCAAGACCAUUUGGACAGAAAUUUUCAAGGUCAGUCUGGCUUCCCUUGUCCUAUCUGUAGGCGUCAAUGUGACCUCCCUGGGGGCGGUGUAAAUGGUUUACAAACAAACCAUCUUCUGGUCAGCAUAUCACACACACUUGGUCAAGUAGAAAAAGCCAAGGCUGCUAAGAAAUGUAAAGUGUGUUGUCUGAAAAAUGUCCUCAAUCCACCCACGGCAAGGAAAGUAUGGACUGCAAGGAAAGUAUGUGUGAAGCUUGUUCUUCAGACCAACUGCUUCAUAAAACACCAGGGGCACAAUUGCCUAAGAAUCAACAUUGCUGCUGACAAACGCAAGGAAAAACUAAAAUUCCACGUGAAGCCCAUCGAGAAGAAAAGUCUUCUCUUCGAUCAGUUCAAAACCGCUGCUGAGGACCAGAAAGCAUCAGUAGAAGAAGGAAGAAAGACAGCAAAGUCUCAAUAUUUUUGUAAGGAUAAGGCACGGAAUAGGAUCCACAUCUACGACAACAACUUUGUCCUACAAGACACGAUUCCUAACCCAAGAGCAGCAGAAAAGGACCCCUUUGCCGGGAUUGCCAUUGAUGAUGACGGUAACAUCGUCACUAGAUGUCAGGGAUCAAAUGAAAUCAUUGCCUUCACCAAAACAGGGGACCAAGUCAGAUCAUUCCACAGUAAGUCACCACAUGCAGUAGCGGUCAACAGCAAGGGUCAUUAUGUUGUAGCCGGUUUCAAUACCCUGACUGUGCACCACAAGGAUGGCAAGGUCCUGAAGACGGCACCAGACCCAGAGGGUAAAUAUACCAAACACAUCCACUGUGACGUGAAUGAUGGCGCCAUAGUUUCAGAUCCAGCAUCUCAUCACAUCGUUGUCUACGAUUCCACUCUCCAGCUCAAAUACAGAUAUGGUACCCAGGGUGCUGGGGAUGGACAGGUGGGCAGGCCGUGCGGCACGUGCUGCUUGGAUAAUGGAGACAUAAUUGUAACAGACCCCGGCAACUACCGUCUACACCUGGUGUCAUCAGAUGGGGAAUUCAAGCAGAUUCUUUUAAGCAAAGAAGAUGGAAUUCGCGUUCCUGUAGAUGUAGUACUGAAUCGUUUUGGACAACUGGUAGUCGGGGAAGAGAGAGGUGGGAUUAAAGUUUUCCAGUUAUGACUCAUGAUAUCAAACUAACAAUGGACACCGAUUAUAUGAUUGAUAAUACAAAAGACUAAAUCGAUUCUUACUUACAAUGUAAUGUCAGCCGGCCUCGUGUAAAACUUAUGAGACGUGGACCAUAAACGUUUUGUUUCAGUAUAAUUCCUCGGCCCAUUGGUUGCAUAUCCUUUAAGGGCGAAAAUUGUUAUCUGUAACUAAACAGGCAUAUGAUAUCACAGAAUAUUGUAAAUCUGUAUUUGUGCACCACGCAUAUUGUUGUAAUAAAAACAUUAAUUGUUACCUGGUUAUACUGGAAAUGACUGAAAAAAAUUAGCAUCUGUAAUUUUUGGGAAAGAAGAAAUAUGUCAAAGCAACUGGAUUCUGAAUAUGUCAAUGUUUAUACUGUUACAAGUAUCACUCCUCUAUUAUUUUUUUCAGUUUUAGAGAAUUGUUUCCCCUGUAAAAUAAUCUACUGUAUUGAUGUUUAAAAUUAUUUUCUUUAUGUAUUUACACUGUUGCAAUGCAUGUAUCAUUCUGAGAGGACAGAGAGGCGUUUGUUAUAAAUUGUUCGAAUGGGAAAAUUUAAUUGAAAAGUUAAUUGUUUAAUCAAUCUAUAUCUCAUUAAUUAAAUUAUCAAUAUAACAUUUUUCAAAUAUUAAUAUAUUGUUGCAUUCUCAAUCUGAAUAUUUGUAAUUGUUGUCUGUGUGUAAAUU
Lingula anatina is the source of this 2094-nucleotide messenger RNA. Its product is annotated as E3 ubiquitin-protein ligase TRIM56-like. The record is from RefSeq and is a predicted model, not a curated record. Gene Ontology annotation, molecular function: zinc ion binding. Lineage: Eukaryota; Metazoa; Brachiopoda; Lingulata; Lingulida; Lingulidae.